AAGCAGUAGAUGGCGGUAAAAGGUUGUUAAAAUAUUCAUUUACAUAUUUAAUUUAUUAAAAUACACAGUGUAAAAUUCUUAUUAGAUUUAAAAACACUUUACACUUAAUUAUUGUCAAUUUUACGUUACCAAAUAAAUGAAGAAAAUAAUUUAAUAUCUAAACAAGUACUAUUUUGACAACCAACCCGAUACAGCUGUUCAAUUUGUUUCUUUUGUUUGAAAACUCAGCAACGGUGCAUUUUGAAUUUUUGAAGUCGUUUGCUAUAAAUCCGACUCAAUAUCUUAGAAUAUUUGUUUUAAUUUGUAAUUUGAGAGAAUGGAAUCUGCUGGUUUGCUGAAUUAUCAAAGGAAUAGUGUUGCAGAUUCGUCCAGCUUGACACCCGUAAAGCCUAGACUCGGGAGAUUUGUGGAUGUUUACUCGCCUGAACAUCUAAAUAUAACACCGCGACCUAAACCGAAGCUUACAUUUACUGAAGCCAGGGAUGAGAGUCCAAAUUUUAUUACCCCUGAGAAAUACAUUGAAGUUGAUUUUAAAUGCAGAACUGCAAAAGCUCAGGAUCGAUACCGGAAUGUGUUCAGCAACUGUUCCUUUGAAGGUAACCAGAGCUUCCCGCGCCUGAGCCGUAAGGUGCGGCCUAUGACCAUGGAGCUGGAGACACCCACCAAAGUCAAACAAACUGUUGAUCUUGUGCGAGUGGAUGGUCCAAAUGGGCUUAGAUUCAACACAUCUCUAGCACCUGAUGUAGCAGGAUCCCCUGCUCCAUCCCAGACUGAGCGCCUCCAACAAACCAUCAACCCUAGCAAGGCUGUCUUUACCAUUGAACCUAAUACUUUGAAGAUUCUCAUAGUGAACAACAAAGCAUGUUCCUUGCUCGGAUAUUCAUCAGGAGACCUAUGUGGACUUCGGUUCUCCGACCUACUCAGAAACAGGAACUGCAAGGCUUUCAGCUUACAUGAACCAGAGGACUGUGACGCUUCCGAAGAUGGAACCGUUGUUUUGCUUAGUGGAAAGGUAGUAGAACUAAUAUCCAAAGAUGGUGGGUCAGUGCAAGUGUCUCUGUGGAUAAGACAGCUGGAUAAUGAUGGUCCGUGCUUAGUCGUCGCUGAACCUGUCAACUGUAAGAGUGUUGUGUUAACAGUAGAAGCGGACACGGGUAUAAUCCUGGCGUGUGAAGGAGAGUCAGCGGCCGCGUUGUUCGGGGCGGAGUCGCGGGACAAACUAGUCGGAGUACCACUCGCCUCCCUCAUACCUAAUGCGAGGCUACCAUCUUAUGACGCGCCUAUGCCCAAGAAUAUGGCGAAGCAGAAAUUGACAGGUUAA
Messenger RNA from Spodoptera litura, 1321 nucleotides. NCBI's taxonomy places the organism in Eukaryota, Metazoa, Arthropoda, Insecta, Lepidoptera, Noctuidae. The record is from RefSeq and is a predicted model, not a curated record.